Laccaria bicolor S238N-H82 is the source of this 288-nucleotide messenger RNA. RefSeq lists its product as uncharacterized. The record is from RefSeq and is a predicted model, not a curated record. The transcript is spliced from 3 exons. NCBI's taxonomy places the organism in Eukaryota, Fungi, Basidiomycota, Agaricomycetes, Agaricales, Hydnangiaceae. The coding region runs from base 1 to 288 and encodes 95 amino acids.
AUGCUGCGAAAUCUGCAAACAGAAACAAGUCUCAAAAGGUACUUAUCCUCAAGGCUUCGCACCCGACUCCCUACUUCACCCACAUUCACCACAUCCCCGACCGCAGCAUCCAUAUCAAGAAAACACGAAACAACGCGUAGUGACGACACCCUCCCCUCGCCGCUAAGGCACAAAAUCGCUAGCGCUUCAGUGAACGACCUUCCGACAACUUCAGAGGCAUGGCAUCUUGAGCCUAAUAGCCAUGGGAAGGGUGGUCUGAAAAAUACGCUUGACAGUCGGGGGGACUAG